Molecule: messenger RNA, 1414 nt
Organism: Anoplopoma fimbria (sablefish)
Lineage: Eukaryota; Metazoa; Chordata; Actinopteri; Perciformes; Anoplopomatidae
Exons: 6
Coding region: 17-784 (255 amino acids)
Molecular function (GO): peroxiredoxin activity
Source: RefSeq, a predicted model, not a curated record
GAGGAGGACGUACUGCAUGAGAGCGGGGACGGUCGUACAGGCGACUGAGAUGGCAACUAAUCUCGUCUCCAAGUUAUUUCGUCCGCAUGUGUUUGCACAGCUGGCGUCUCUCCGGUCGGGUUGCGUGCCUCGGCUCCAGGCAGCGGGGAUCAGGCGUUUCUCCAGCGAUCCGCCACCGGAGAACAUCAGUCGCUAUCCAGUUCCGAACAAGAAAGACCUGCCUUAUGAUAUAGUGGAGCUCAUGGAGGAAGUUGAGUCAAAGGGAGGCUUUUUGCCCAAUGUCUUCAAAGCCCUUUCUCACAGACCAGCAGAGUUCAGAGCCUUCUUUGCUUACUACAAUGAACUAAUGAACAAAGAGACAGGUGGAUUGACCAAGGCAGAUCGUGAGCUGAUCGUAGUAGCUACCAGUAUCCACAACAAAUGUCUUUACUGUGUGGUUUCCCACAGUGCAUUGCACCGCAUCUACUCCAAGAAACCCACUCUUUCCGAUCAGGUCGUUGUUAACUAUAAGAAUGCAGAGCUGUCCCCUCGGGAGAGCGCCAUGCUGGACUUUGCGAUGGCUGUGUGUCGGAGCGAUACCAUUACAGAGCAGCAGUUCCAGUCUUUGGAGGAGGUGGGCUUUGACCGUGAGGAUGCGUGGGACAUCGCGGCCAUCGCUGCUUUCUUCGCCAUGUCCAACCGGCUCGCCCACCUCACGGACAUGAGACCAAACGUAGAAUUUUAUAACAUGGGCCGUAUACCAAAGGACAAGAGCAAGGACAAAGGGAAAGUGAAAGGGGAGUAGCAUAACGGACAAGAUUAUUUACAUUUUAGUAAAUGUCUCAAAUCAAUCAAUAGUCUCCCAAGUGUUUAUGCCGGCCCUCCACUUUGAGCAUAGCAGGUCAAAUUGAGGAUUUUGCAAAGCUCCCCUUAGUAUAUCUGCUGUAAAUGUAAAUUGUGCUCAUUAACAUGACAAAGAAGCAUUAGAGAGACCACCUGACUUUGAUUGUACCUUCCAGCGAGUGUGUUGCUGUAGCAUACAUGGUUUUGUUUGUGUCUUAAUCUAUAUCAUUUGUAAUUGUGUGACUUUGACAUUUGGAAUUUUAAGGGGCUCUGGUUGCCAUUUAGUGGGGAAAAGUUACUUUUUUUUGCAGCUGGUUAUCCAUUACAUUAAAUAUCCUAGUUGUCUUCUAACUUCUGUGUUUGUUUGUUAUGAAACAUAAUCACACCAAACUUAGACUGUCAAGCCAGCUCUUUAUAUCCUAGUUCACAAAUUAAGAGUGCUCUGUGUUGCUCAAUGCAUUGUUACUGUUACUACCAGGAAAAGUGUAAAUAAGUUACUAACAUUGUUCACAGCAAUGUAAGAUUGUGUACUAAAGUUUUAAAAUGAGAACUGCUUUCAAAGCCUUCCCUUUUAUCUUUAUAAUAAACUAUU